Molecule: messenger RNA, 732 nt
Organism: Phytophthora infestans T30-4
Lineage: Eukaryota; Oomycota; Peronosporomycetes; Peronosporales; Peronosporaceae
Exons: 6
Coding region: 1-732 (243 amino acids)
Molecular function (GO): protein binding
Source: RefSeq, a predicted model, not a curated record
AUGAGUGCGAAUCGAGCGGUCUCCAAGCGAACAGAGGAUCUCUUCCGCGCGAGCGAGAUCGGGGACUUACAGUUAGUCUCAAACCUGCUUCAAGACCCAGAAGUUGACAUCAACUGGCAGUGCACGCAGUCGUACGGAGCUACGCCACUCAUAGCUGCUAUCUCCCAUGAUCACCAAGAUAUCGUCGAGAUCCUACUAAAAGCUGACGCGGAGCUGGAAGUUCUUAAGACCCCCGAUCGCAAUAGUCCACUGCACGAGGCAGCUUUCAGAGGCAAUCCGAAUAUCAUGCAACUCGUUUUGAAAAAGAUUCUUGAGAAAUCGGGCGACGACGCUAUUGAUCUCGUGAACUUGCAAAACCAAUUUGGAAAUACGCCUUUGCACAACGCAGCUCGAACAGGAAGCCCAGGAUGCGUCUCCUUUUUGUUGCAGGCUGGUGCGAAGCAUUUCAUAAAGAAUGCUAAUGGAUCCAUUCCACUCCACCACGCGUGCUAUAGUGAACUGCCGAGCCUGGAAGUCGUGCAGCUACUUGUGGAAGCUGGAUCUGAUGUCAACGCGCUGGACGAGCAGGGAUGCUCGCCGCUCAUUGUAGCUGCUAAGAAGAAUCAAUCGGAAGCCAUCGAUUAUCUGCGCAAACACGGCGCCGACGCCACGCUCAAGAACUCGUUCGGUGAAGACGCACUCCACUUUGCGGAGCUGCGCAACAAUGCAGGUGUGAUCCAGUUAUUGGAAUGA